AUGAAGCGGGGAGGACGUGGUGAUGUCAGAACAACACAACCACGUGUAAAGAGGACCGCUAAUUCUCCCACUGCACCUUGACCUCUCAGUCAGUCAGUGGUGGUAAACAACCUGAUUAAAACGUUGCAUUGCCAUAGUCAGAUGUACAGUCCCAAAGCUGUGUGUUGUGUUGUUGAUUUAGUAUGUCAUGUCUGGCUGGAAUUAGAGACAUACUCAUGUACGUGAAGCUGGGAAAACACCUUUCAGACUCCCUAUCCCACAGCACGGGGGGGGCGCCGCAAAGGCCUUUCCCACUACUCUACUCACUCUACGCCAGUGUUUCCCCAACCCUGGUCCUUCAGUUCGGUUAUACAAGGCCAUCUUGAGUCCCAUCCUCUCCUCUUCCAUCACCGUCUGGUUUGGGUCUGCGUCUGCCCGCUCCAAGGGGCAACCGUGGAGGGAAAGAUCACCCACCCCAUCUUCCGAAGACUCCCGGGCAAACAGUUCAGGUCGAUCAUGACCAAAAACCACCCUCAUCAAGCGGCCAUCGGGCUCAUAAGGACGAAGAGACUUUGCGCUCUGAGCCGAACACUGCACCUCUCUCACUCAUGGAAUACUAAUAACUACACUAUAUUGCAUUAGCACUGUGUACACCUCUGUACAAAACUGUAGAUAUACAGACAGGUCCAACACGAUUACGUCACGGCAGCAUCCCCCCCAUUGGAGUGGCCAUCACAAAGCCCUGACCUCAAUCCUAUAGGAAAAUUGUGGGCAGAACUGAAAAAGCGUGUGCGAGCAAGGAGGCCUACAAACCUGACUCCGUUACACCAGCUCUGUCAGGAGGAAUGGGCCAAAAUUCACCCAACUUAUUGUGGGAAGCUUGUGGAAGGCUACUCGAAACGUUUGACCCAAGUUAAACAAUUUAAAGGCAAUGCCACCAAAUACUAAUUUAGUGUAUGUAAACUUCUGACCCACUGGGAAUGUGAUGAAAGAAAUAAAAGCUGAAAUAAAACAUUCUCUCUACUAUUAUAUUCUGACAUUUUACAUUCUAAAAAUAAAUUGUGAUCCUAACUGACCUAAGACAGGGAAUUUUUACUAGGAUUAAAUGUCAGGAAUUGUGAAAAACUGAGUUUAAAUGUACUUGGCUAAGGUAUAUGUAAACUUCCGACUUCAACUGUAUGUAUUCCCCCCCUUUGCAAUGAAGCCCCUACAUAAGAUCUGGUGCAACCAAUUACCUUCAGAAGUCACAUAAUUAGUUAAAUAAAGUCCACCUGUGUGCAAUCUAAGUGUCACAUGAUCUGUCACAUGAUCUCAGUAUAUAUACACCUGUUCUGAAAGGCCCCAGAGUCUGCAACACCACUAAGCAAGGGGCACCACCAAGCAAGCGGCACCAUGAAGACCAACGAGCUCUCCAAACAGGUCAGGGACAAAGUUGUGGAGAAGUACAGAUCAGGGUUGGGUUAUAAAAAAAUAUCAGACCCUUUGAACAUCCCACGGAGCACCAUUAAAUCCAUGGCCCCGUGUAGCUCAGUUGGUAGAGCUUGGCGUUUGCAACGCCAGGGUUGUGGGUUCGAUUCCCAUGGGGGGCCAGUAUGAAAAUAUAUGCACUCACUAAACUGUAAGUCGCUCUGGAUAAGAGCGUCUGCUAAAUGACUAAAAAUGUAAAAAAAUGGAAAGAAUAUGGCAACAAACCUGCCAAGAGAGUGCCACCCACCAAAACUCACAGCCCAGGCAAGGAGGGCAUUAAUCAGAGAGGCACCAAAGAUAACCCUGAAGGAGCUGCAAAGCUCCACAGCGGAGAUUGGAGUAUCUGUCCAUAGGACCACUUUAAGUCGUACACUCCACAGAGCUGGGCUUUACAGAAGAGUGGCCAGAAAAAAGCCAUCUCUUAAAGAAAAAAUAAGCAAACACGUUUGGUGUUCACCAAAAGGCAUGUGGCAGACUCCCCAAACAUAUGGAAGAAGGUACUUUUUUAAAUUUUUUAUUUCACCUUUAUUUAACCAGGUAAGCCAGUUGAGAACAGGUUCUCAUUUACAACUGCGACCUGGCCAAGAUAAAGCAUAGUAGUGCAAUAAAACAACAACACAGAGUUACAUAUGGGGUAAAAAACAUAAAGUCAGAAAUACAACAGAAAAUAUAUAUACAGUGUGUGCAAAUGUAGCAAGUUAUGGAGGUAAGGCAAUAAAUAGGCUAUAGUGCAGAAUAAUUACAAUAGUAUUAACACUGGAAUGCUAGAUGUGCAAGAGAUUAUGUGCAAAUAGAGAUACUGGGGUGCAAAUGAGCAAAAUAAAUAACAAUAUAGGGAUGAGGUAGUUGGGUGGGCUAAUUUCAGAUGGGCUGUGUACAGGUGCAUUGAUCGGUAAGGUGCUCUGACAAGAUGAGACAGUACGCUGGUCAGAUGAGACUAAAAUUUAGCUUUUUGGCUAUCAAGGAAUAACUUAUGUCACCCCGAGAACACCAUCCCCACAGUGAAGCAUGGUGAGGGCAGCAUCAUGCUGUGGGGAUGUUUUUCAUCGGCAUGGACUGGGAAACUGGUCAGAAUUGAAGGAAUGAUGGAUGGGUGCUAAAUACAGGGGAAUUCUUGAGGGAAUCCUGUUUCAGUCUUCCAGAGAUUUGAGACUGGGACAGAGGUUCACCUUCCAGCAGGACAAUGACCCUAAGCAUACUGCUAAAGCAGCACUCAAGUGGUUUAAGGGGAAACAUUUAAAUGUCUUGGAAUGGCCUAGUCAAAGCCCAGACCUCAAUCCAAUUGAGAAUAUGUGGUAUGACUUAAAGAUUGCUGUACACCAGCAGAACCCAUCCAACUUGAAGGAGCUGGAGCAGUUUUGCCUUGAAGAAUGGGCAAAAAUCCCAGUGGCUAGAUGUGCCAAGCUUAUAGAGACAUACCCCAAGAGACUUCCAGCUGUAAUUGCUGCAAAAGAUGGCUCUACAAAGUAUUGACUUUGGGGGGGGGGGGGGGGGGGGGGGGGGGGGGGGGGGGGGGGGGGUGAAUAGUUAUGCACGCUCAAGUUCUGUUUUUGUCUUAUUUCUUGUUUGUUUCACAAUAAAAAAUAUUUUUCAUCUUCAAAGUGGUAGGCAUGUUGUGUAAAUCAAAUGAUACAAACCCCCCAAAAAAUCCAUUUUAAUUCCAGGUUGUAAGGCAACAAAAUAGGAAAAAUGCCAAAGGGGGGGGUGAAUACUUUCGCAAGCCACUGUAUCUAUAUAUGCAGAGUUUAAUGUUUUAUGUUCACUGUGUUUGCAAUGUAUAUUCUGUAUGUUUAAUAUGUUGACUGUGUGUCUGUAUUCUGUCUUUACAUUGUCUAUUGUUGGCAGCACCUAUUCCCUAAGUCACAUUACGGGGAAAUGUACUUGGUGAGUAAAGUGAUUGUGAUUUUGAUGUAACCUCAUCAGACAGUUAUCCGAAGUAAUAAAACACUACAUGUAAAUCCACAUUAUUUGCAUUCUUGAGAUGCACGAAGAAUUCUGUUUUUUUCUGGAAAAGGGCUUAGCAGCUUGCAUUACAAAUACCAAUAUACCAAUACCAAUUCUGUGGGAGCCUAGGCAGAGAGCUCUGUAAAUAUUGUACAUAUUUUCAUUAUUUUUAAGUGUUUUUUUGUAGCAUUUUUUAAAACAUAUUUUAGGGGGGGUUGGCUGCUCUACAGGUUGAUCACUAUAUCCUGUGGUCUUCACUCAGAGUUGCAGGAUUGUGAUGAAAAGUGGCUUCACCCAGGUGGGUGCUACAUUCCUGGAGAUGGAGGACCAGAUCCAGAGGAGAGGCUCCAAUGGAGUGACUGACCAGAACCAGAGGAGAGGCUCCAAUGGAGUGACUGACCAGAACCAGAGGAGAGGCUCCAAUGGAGUGACUGACCAGAACCAGAGGAGAGGCUCCAAUGGAGUGACUGACCAGAACCAGAGGAGAGGCUCCAAUGGAGUGACUGACCAGAACCACUCCUCCAUACAGACCUUCUCCCGUUUCGGGGCUGUCGCUGGGCAAUAUGGACUUUCAGCUCCCUCCAAAGAUUUUCUAUUGGGUUCAGGUCUGGAAACUGGCAAGGCCACUCCAGGACCUUGAGAUGCUUCUUACGGAGCCACUCCUUAGUUGCCCUGGCUGUGUGUUUCGGGUCGUUGUCAUGCUGGAAGACCCAGCCACGACCCAUCUUCAAUGCUCUUACUGAGGGAAGGAGGUUGUUGGCCAAGAUCUCGCGAUACAUGGCCCCAUCCAUCCUCCCCUCAAUAUGGUGCAGUCGUCCUGUCCCCUUUGCAGAAAAGCAUCCCCAAAGAAUGAUGUUUCCAACUCCAUGCUUCACGGUUUGGAUGGUGUUCUUGGGGUUGUACUCAUCCUUCUUCUUCCUCCAAACACGGCGAGUGGAGUUUAGACCAAAAAGCUAUAUUUUUGUCUCAUCAGACCACAUGACCUUCUCCCAUUCCUCCUCUGGAUCAUCCAGAUGGUCAUUGGCAAACUUCAGACUGGCCUGGACAUGCACUGGCUUGAGCAGGGGGACCUUGCGUGCACUGUAGGAUUUUAAUCCAUGACGGCGUAGUGUGUUACUAAUGGUUUCCUUUGAGACUGUGGUCCCAGCUCUCUUCAGGUCAUUGACCAGGUUCUGCCGUGUAGUUCUGGGCUGAUCCCUCACCUUCCUCAUGAUCAUUGAUGCCCCACGAGGUGAGAUCUUGCAUGAAGCCCCAGACCGAGGGUGAUUGACCGUCAUCUUAAACUUCUUCCAUUUUCUAAUAAUUGCGCCAACAGUUGUUGCCUUCUCACCAAGCUGCUUGCCUAUUGUCCUGUAGCCCAUCCCAGCCUUGUGCAGGUCUACAAUUGUAUCCCUGAUGUCCUUACACAGCUCUCUGGUCUUGGCCAUUGUGGAGAGGUUGGAGUCUGUUUGAUUGAGUGUGUGGACAGGUGUCUUUUAUACAGGUAACGAGUUCAAACAGGUGCAGUUAAUACAGGUAAUGAGUGGAGAACAGGAGGGCUUCUUAAAGAAAAACUAACAGGUCUGUGAGAGCCGGAAUUCUUACUGGUUGGUAGGUGAUCAAAUACUUAUGUCAUGCAAUAAAAUGCAAAUUAAUUACUUAAAAAUCAUACAAUGUGAUUUUCUGGAUUUUUGUUUUAGAUUCCGUCUCUCACAGUUGAAGUGUACCUAUGAUAAAAAUUACAGACCUCUACAUGCUUUGUAAGUAGGAAAACCUGCAAAAUCGGCAGUGUAUCAAAUACUUGUUCUCCCCGCUGUAUUCGUAAACCAACGUUAUGAUGUUCGAGGCAUUUUCCUCUCAUGAAAGUACUGCUUGUUUUUGAACUCUCACGUCCAUGCUUGACCCCAAAGGGCUGAUUGCUUAAUUAAGUGAGAAGAACAUGGCAUUGUUGAUACCGCUAGCCCGAGUAAAUGUGUUUGUUGGUUGUUUUGACUGACACUAAAUUGGGUUCAAUGCUAGAGGUCCCCAUGUCACAACAUGUCUCAAUGAGCCGUCCAUUCAGAACAGGCAAUAAAGCAGCCACUCUUCCUUUCAGGACGGAAAAUACAGCAGCCCCUCUUCCUUUCAUAACAGGCAAUAAAGCAGCCACUCUUCCUUUCAUAGCAGGCAAUAAAACAGAAUUCUUCCUUUCAGAACAGGAAAUACAGCAGCCCCUCUUCCUUUCAGAACAGGAAAUACAGCAGCCCCUCUUCCUUUCAGAACAGGAAAUACAGCAGCACCUCUUCCUUUCAGAACAGGAAAUACAGCAGCCACUCUUCCUUUCAGGACGGAAAAUACAGCAGCCCCUCUUCCUUUCAGAACAGGAAAUACAGCAGCUCCUCUUCCUUUCAGAACAGGAAAUACAGCAGCCCCUCUUCCUUUCAGAACAGGAAAUACAGCAGCCCCUCUUCCUUUCAGAACAGGAAAUAAAGCAGCCCCUCUUCCUUUCAGAACAGGAAAUACAGCAGCCCCUCUUCCUUUCAGAACAGGAAAUACAGCAGCCCCUCUUCCUUUCAGAACAGGAAAUACAGCAGCCCCUCUUCCUUUCAGAACAGGAAAUACAGCAGCCCCUCUUCUUGGUGAUCAAAUACAAAAGUAUCACAGCAACCCCUAUAAACUGUCCCCUCACCCUGCUACCACCCUGCUACCACCCUCCUCCCACCCUGCUACCACCCUGCUCCCACCCUGCUCCCACCCUGCUACCACCCUGCUCCCACCCUCCUCCCACCCUGCUACCACCCUGCUACCACCCUCCUCCCACCCUCCUCCCACCCUGCUACCACCCUCCUCCCACCCUGCUCCCACCCUGCUACCACCCUCCUCCCACCCUCCUCCCACCCUGCUACCACCCUGCUACCACCCUGCUCCCACCCUGCUACCACCCUGCUCCCACCCUGCUCCCACCCUGCUACCACCCUGCUCCCACCCUGCUACCACCCUCCUCCCAACCUGCUACCCACCCUGCUCCCACCCUGCUACCACCCUCCUCCCAACCUGCUCCCACCCUGCUCCCACCCUGCUCCCACCCUGCUCCCCCCUGCUACCACCCCUGCUCCCACCCUGCUACCACCUCCCUCCCUCCACCUGCUCCCACCCUCUCCCACCCUCUCUCCCACCCUGCUCCCACCCGUCCACUCCCCUGCUACCAACCCUGCUCCACCCUGCUACCACCCUCUCCACCUCCACCCUGCUACCACCCUUCCUCCCACCCUCUACACCCUCUCCCACCCUUCUCCCACCCUCCUCCACCUGCACCACCCUGCUACCACCCUCCUCCCACCCUCCUCCACCUCCUCCCCCACCCUGCUACCACCCCUCCCCCCCACCCUGCUCCCACCCUCCCUCCCACCCUUUGCUCCCACCCUCCUCCCACCCUUGCUACCACCCUCCUCCCACCCUCCUCCCACCCUGAUCUGGCCUAAUUGCUGCUAUGCUACUGUAUACUUUGAGCUGACAUAUCUAUUGCCUUACCUCCAACUUGCUACAUUUGCACACACUGAAUAUAGAUUUUCUAUUGUGUUAUUGACUGUACGUUGUGUUUACCCCAUAUGUAACUCUGUGUUGUUGUUGUAUUUAAAUCGCACUGCUUUGCUUUAUCUUGGCCAGGUCGCAGUUGUAAAUGAGAACUUGUUCUCAACUAGCUUACCUGGUUAAAUAAAGGUGAAAUAAAAAUAAAUAUAUAAAAAUUACUUUCAGAGAGCUUGGUCCAAAUGUGAGUGUUAAUCUGGCACUCUAUUGUUGAAAAGAGAUUGAUGGUAUUGUAUGUCCAAUAUGUUUAGAAUGUGGAGAGGCUACAUGCAUAGAUGUGACAGCAUAUUAACCUACAUGUUAUACCCUCUGUGUUUUAGAUUGAAGGAAAAGUAUAGCAUGUGCCUUUGUGAUUAGGGUCAACAUUUUGGCUAAAAUUAGGCAUUGGCAUUUAUAUGUGGAUAAAGGUAUUUAUAAUUCCCUGUGGGGUUUAAGUGCAGUGUUGUGUGAUUUUGGGUUCUUCAUUAUAUAGUGCACUACUUUUGACCAAAACCCUAUGGGGCCGAAUAUGGUGCCAUUUGGGAUGCAUAUGUUGUAUUCAUUAUAGAGAUCAGGAGGUGUUGUAGACGUUGUAUUCAGUAUAGAGGUUAGGUGGUGUUGUAGACGUUGUAUUCAUUAUAGAGAUCAGGAGGUGUUGUAGACGUUGUAUUCAUUAUAGAGAUCAGGAGGUGUUGUAGACGUUGUAUUCAUUAUAGAGAUCAGGAGGUGUUGUAGACGUUGUAUUCAUUAUAGAGAUCAGGAGGUGUUGUAGACGUUGUAUUCAUUAUAGAGAUCAGGAGGUGUUGUAGACGUUGUAUUCAUUAUAGAGAUCAGGAGGUGUUGUAGAAUGUUCUUGUAAAGCGCCGUAGUCCAGAAAUCAAAUGAUCAGCACCUGGCCUUUACCUAAAUCAACUGAACAUACGCUUGAUCUGUAAAGGUAUUUCCUUUUGGCCAAGUCCAGCAUCAUGAUGACUACCGAUUAGUUUGUAGGCCAAUAGGGCUAAGGUUUUCCAGCUUGCAGGUAUGUUCUGUUCUUUGCUUGUUUAAGCAGUAGAAAGGCACCGGCUUACGCAGUUAAUCCUCUGUUUCUAGAAGCCCACAAGGCAUCCACAAGAUAGCGCAUCCACAUUUCCCAUCUGCAGUCUUCUUGGUGAUGGCUCCCCAAAUCAGACCACACUCCUUCCAUCUCCCUGUCAUUUGUCCUCCUCCUCCCUUUCUCUUUUUGGAUGUCCUGGCUUUGUCUUCCCAUCAGGUGUCCAGCAUGGGAGAGACGGAGACAGAGGGACAGGCCUAUCAGACAGGGUCAUGUAAGGGCAGGAGGCAGGAAUCAGAUGUUUCAAUGUGUUGUUCUGACAGACUCCACACCAGUUUGUUUGGCCAUCAACCACUGAAACAGCUGCAAGAGGCGCCCCAGGGUAUAUCUGAGAGAAGCGCUCCCCGGGGCUCUCUGUCUCUCUGAGGUGUGGACACGGAGCAGCCAACUAAUGCUGAGCACAGUGUUCAAUUCUCCGUGUUCAGACCGGGGUUCCCAAUAAGAGUUUGGGUUGGACGGAGAAAGGGGAAGUGCUGCCAGUAGAGCUGUGGGGAUGCAGGACGGGACAGAGAGACUGUUCCUAAAGCUAAGGGGAAGUGCGGCCAGUAGAGCUGUGGGGGAAGCAGGACGGGACAGAGAGUACUGUUCCUAAAGGACUAAAGGGGAAGUGCUGCCCAGUAAGGAGCUGUGGGUGAUGCAGGACGGGAUCAGAGAGACUGUUCCUAAAGCUAUGGGGAAGUGCUGCCAGUUAGAGCCUGGGGGGGGAUGCAGGACGGGAACAGAGAGACUGUUCCCUAAAGCUAAUGAGGAAGGGAUGCCAUAG
This is a messenger RNA of Coregonus sp. 'balchen', 8771 nucleotides long. NCBI's taxonomy places the organism in Eukaryota, Metazoa, Chordata, Actinopteri, Salmoniformes, Salmonidae. The record is from the annotation of a GenBank genome assembly.